GUGUCCACUUGAUCUUGGAUCUUCACCAUGUCCGCCGUCAACCCUGUCAAUCCGAAGCCGUUCAUCCAGGAGCUGACUGGUAAGCCGGUGUAUGUUCGGCUCAAGUGGGGUCUCGAGUACAAGGGCUUCCUUGUGAGCACGGAUGGCUACAUGAACCUGCAGCUCGCAAAUGCGGAGGAAUUCCAGGACGGGAAGUCGAACGGAGCAUUGGGCGAGGUUUUCAUCCGGUGUAACAAUGUCCUUUACAUUAGGGAGGCUCCGCAAGAGUGAGCAAAUAACGUGGUUGAGUGGUGUUUGUGCUUUCUGGGCUGUUGCCCACGACAAAAAUGAUCUCGUGCGUGUACAAGAUUUCUGAGGCAUUGUAGUAUAUCAUGAUUUUGCACGGGCUAU
This is a messenger RNA of Fomitopsis serialis, 390 nucleotides long. RefSeq lists its product as uncharacterized. The record is from RefSeq and is a predicted model, not a curated record. Bases 28 to 270 code for a protein of 80 amino acids. NCBI's taxonomy places the organism in Eukaryota, Fungi, Basidiomycota, Agaricomycetes, Polyporales, Fomitopsidaceae. Gene Ontology annotation, biological process: spliceosomal snRNP assembly; mRNA splicing, via spliceosome. Gene Ontology annotation, molecular function: RNA binding. The transcript is spliced from 5 exons. Gene Ontology annotation, cellular component: catalytic step 2 spliceosome; U1 snRNP.